Spinacia oleracea (spinach) is the source of this 2495-nucleotide messenger RNA. RefSeq lists its product as uncharacterized. Gene Ontology annotation, cellular component: eukaryotic translation initiation factor 2B complex. The transcript is spliced from 15 exons. The coding region runs from base 190 to 2331 and encodes 713 amino acids. Gene Ontology annotation, biological process: biosynthetic process. Lineage: Eukaryota; Viridiplantae; Streptophyta; Magnoliopsida; Caryophyllales; Amaranthaceae. The record is from RefSeq and is a predicted model, not a curated record. Gene Ontology annotation, molecular function: translation initiation factor activity; guanyl-nucleotide exchange factor activity; translation initiation factor binding.
ACAUAACACAAUAAUAGUUUCCCCUUAAUAAUAUUUCUAACACAAAGCUACCUAAGAACUAAAAAGUUCGAUCCAUAGAUUCCACACAGCGUACAAUUACAGAAGAAGAAGCAAUACCCAUUUUCGAACAAGGGUUUUUGAAGGGGUUACAGUUACAUUCGGAGAGAGAAACUUAGGAGAGAGAUAACAAUGGUGAGAAGGACGAGCAGAGCUGCAGAGGAUGCAGAUGACCUCACUCAUGUCCCUUUACAAGCUAUUCUUCUGGCCGAUAGUUUCGCCACCAAAUUCCGCCCUAUUACCCUCGAACGCCCCAAGGUACUCCUACCUUUGGUUGGCAUUCCGAUGAUAGACUACUCCUUGGAAUGGCUGGAAUCAGCUGGGGUGGAAGAAGUUUUCGUGUUUUGUUGUGCCCAUUCAAAGCAAGUGAUUCAACACUUGGCGAAGUCCCAGUGGUUGAAAAAUCCGGACAUGGCAGUGACAACCAUCGAGUCACACAAUUCAAUCAGUGCUGGAGAUGCCAUGCGCGUGAUAUAUGAACGCAAUGUGAUACACGGAGAUUUUGUUCUUGUUACUGGGGACACAGUAAGCAACAUGUCACUGGCAGAGGCACUUCAGGAACACAAAGACAGGAGGAAGAAAGAUAGUAAUGCUGUGAUGACUAUGGUCGUUAAAAAAUCGAAGCCCUCACCAAUUACCCACCAAUCACGACUGGGCACAGACGAGCUGUUCGUGGCAAUUAACCCAGAUACAAAACAGCUAUUGUCUUAUGAGGAUAACGCAAACCCUAUUGACAAGUCAUUGCUGAGUGAUAACUCCUCAAUUUCUUUGCGUAAUAACAUGCAGGACUGCUACAUUGAUAUAUGUGCCCCAGAAGUCCUCAGUCUUUUCACAGACAAUUUUGAUUAUCAGCAUCUUCGUCGUGAUUUUCUGAAGGGACUACUCGUAGAUGAGAUUACGGAUUACAAAAUUUAUACUCAUGAAAUUCAUUCAAGUUAUGCGGCUAAAGUUGAGAAUUUCAGAAGCUAUGAUACCAUCAGUAAAGAUAUAAUUCACAGAUGGACUUACCCCCUGGUACCUGACGUCCAAUAUUUUGGAAGUUCUGCGGUGAAACUUGGAAGACAAGGAGUGUACAGCGCAUCAGAUAUAGGUUUAUCGAGUAAUGCCCAAAUUGGUCCCUUUACCCUUAUUGGUAAGGGAACCUCUGUUGGCAGCAACAGUAAAGUUUCAAACUCAAUCAUUGGGGAAGGGUGCAAGAUUGGCUCAAAUGUUUCAAUAGAAGGUUCGCAUAUCUGGAAUAACGUAACAAUUGAAGAUGGCUGUAAACUAAAGCAUGCAAUUUUAUGUGAUGGGGUGGUCAUGAAGGCUAGAGCAGUUCUGGAACCUGGUGUCAUCUUGUCAUUUAAGGUUGUUAUUGGGAAAGACUUUGUAGUUCCUGCGUACUCUAAGGUCUCAUUGUAUGAACAACCAAUUUUUCAAGAUAGUGACGAAGAGUUGGAAUACGCAGACAGCAGCAAUGGAAUGGCAGAAAUUUCGUCGAUCAGUGCUUCAACAGGAAUGCCAGAUGGGGAGUUAGUAUCCAGAGCUGCUGAAGCUUCCGAGGUUGGCGCUGAUGGUGCUGGUUACAUCUGGUCAGUUUUUGAAGGACGUGAAGAAGAAUGGCGACAUUCUGUUGCACCUAUAUCUGAAGACAAGUUAGCUGAGCUCUUGCAAGCUGCUGAUGACGUCUUGGAUGUGCCUCAUGUAGAGAACCAUCAGCAUUCUGAAGAGUUGGUUGCACCUAGUAUUGAUCCUGAAAAUCUUACUGACGAUAACAUAGACGAGUUUGAAAAAGAGGUUGAAGCAACUUUCCAAAGAGCUGUGCAAGAAAAUAUCAAGGAUGACAAUGUGGUAUUGGAAGUAAAUUCGCUGCGUUUAUCAUACAAUAUGGCUGCUGCAGAUUGUGCCGGGGCACUAUUCUAUUCAGUGAUGAAAUUGGCUGUAGAAACACCACACAGUUCAAUUAGCGAACUCUUACACAAUGUGACCAGAUUGAUCAGAAAAUGGGCGAAGCUUUUGAAGUACUAUCUAUCAUCCAUAGAUGAAGAGAUUGAAGUGAUACUAAAGUUUGAAGAAAUGUGUACGGAGUCCACCAAGGAACUGUCUCCUUUAUUUACUAAGGUUUUACAAUUUCUUUACGAGGACGUUGAUCUCAUCCAAGAAGAAGCAAUACUAUCUUGGGAAUCCGAAAAAAUGGGAGCAGAUGAAGUAGACAGAGUAUUCUUGAAGCAAGCUGAACCAUUCAUUCAAUGGCUAAAAACCGCACAGGAAGAGGAUUCCGAGGAAGAGGAAUGAGUCAUACAAAGUUGUUGAUAGUGCGGCUAACAUACACUUGAAGUCUGCUUGAUAUUCUUGUUACUGAAUAUUGCAUGUUAAAUUUUGAAGUGGAUAAAAUAAUCCAGUUUUGUAUAAUUUUUUGCAAGGAUAUUUUGGUAACAGAAGUAUAUGCUAUUUAGUUA